Pseudophryne corroboree (corroboree frog) is the source of this 3077-nucleotide messenger RNA. Its product is annotated as CAP-Gly domain-containing linker protein 1-like. The record is from RefSeq and is a predicted model, not a curated record. NCBI's taxonomy places the organism in Eukaryota, Metazoa, Chordata, Amphibia, Anura, Myobatrachidae. Bases 81 to 1448 code for a protein of 455 amino acids. The transcript is spliced from 11 exons.
ACUGUUGCUGUGGUGACGGCUGGGUCAGAGCUUUAACCAUUGCUAGUUCUCACAGCUGACUGAGGGCUUUCAGAGGGGGAAUGGCAGAAAUAUUUAAAAAAUCCUUUAGUUCACAAGCUCUGAAGUCGAAUAUGGAAACUGCUAGCUCCAGAAAUUUGGAAUCUUUUUUACUUAUUGAAACGGAGUACAUAAAGAAUCUUCAGAAACAAGUCUAUCUCCUAGAACUGGAGGUAUCAUUCUUAAGGAAACAGGCAAGAAAAGCUACAAGCAACCAGCCAAGACUGACUGCCGAAGCUGACCAGAUGAUUACAGAAAUGAAAAGCUUGCAGUCUCAGAUAAACAUCAUGCAGGUGGAACUGAGUAUGAAAGAGACCAGUAUGUGCGCUGUGAGGGGAGAGGUGGAGGCUCUACGCAGACACCUGCAGGAUGUCUCAGAUUCCAAUAUUCGUGAAAAGAGGGUCUUGGUGGAGGAUGUGAUACAGCUGAAGAAGUUGGCAGAUGUUUCUACACAAGAUCUGGCACAUAAAGAGGAGGAACAGAAGACCAUUCUUCCAGAAUUGCACAGUACCAUGCACAGGAUAAAGGAGAAAGACCGAGACCUCCUCCUCCUGCAGAAACAACUCCAGGCACAAAAGACGCAGCAUGAAGCUGUGGAGGCACAACUGGCAGAGAAGCGGUCGGAAUGCCUAACUAUACAAGCCGCAACACAUCAGCUAGAGGAACAGUACGUCGCCACUGCACAGUCUGUUCAGGAGCGGAUUGUUACCGAGCUCCGCAAAGAGGCAGAAAAGUUGAGAUAUCAGCUGAAAGAGAAGCAGAUGGCAGCUGAUGAAGAUAAGUAUUUGAGGAACAAACUGGCAGAAGACAGUGGCCGACUUACCAAAACCAAUGGACACCUGCAGAGCCGUGUACUGGAAGCCACCAAACAACUGAACGAGGAGCAGCAGCUGAGAGAAAAGGAGAGUUUAAAUCGAGCAAAAAGAGUUUCUGAGCUAACAUUGGGGUCAGAAAACAAGCGACACCUAGAACUGACAUUGUCGCACUGGAGAAGACUUGUGCAGGAUGAAAAGGAGAAGGUUGCUGCAGCACAGGAACAGGUGCUGCAGUUACAGCAAGGCAGGAAAUCAGUGGAGAUGAGUGGAAGUUCACUGCACAAGCAGUUGACAGAUUUACAGAACAAACACUCCAAGGUUCAUCAGGAAAACUCCCUCUUGCGUGUAGAGAAGAACCAUUUGGUUGAACACAUCUCUCAGCUGCAUAAGCAGAUUGCAGAGAAGAAUGAUGAAAUCCGGCGCAUGCAGGGUCAUGUGGACAGCUUGUGCUGCGAUAUGGAUAGCCUGAAGCUUUGCAGAGAUCUGGGCGACUCUACUGAGGAUGGAACCUGGCAGCGGCUCUCUGGAAUCACACACAAUGUAUAUAAACUUGCAGCAGAUAUGACCCUGGAUUAGUCACUCCAGUGCACUUCUGAAACAUGCUUUCUUUUCUGACUACUAUACAAGUGAUGCCUGGAAUGCGAUUGAAGGGUUUUUAGGAGAGCCAAAUGUGUAACAUUUUUCUAAUUAAUAUUUUACAGGACAUGUUAUUUUUUCGUAGCUAUGUGCCAUUUUACAAACAGAUGAAACUAUGUUGUUGAAUAGUAAUCAUUGCUGCAUGUACGAGAAAGUCUGGCUGCAUAAAAGUUAAAGAUACACCAAAUUCAUCCUUUAGGACCAGGGGCGUAGCCAGAACUUUGUGGGCCCCAUAGCGACAUUUUGAAAGGACCCUGGCCCAAUGCUUCUAGAGAAACACCUCUCCGCAGCAAUUGUUCAUUUUAUUACAGUAUAUCCUUUAACAAAAGAUCCCAGUGAAUAAUGAAUCAUAACUGUAGUUUUAUGUACACGUGAAAAAGGAACGGUCGUAGUUACAGCAACAGACCUUUGCAACCACCCGGCCCCGCUCCCGAUCAGCCAAGUGCUGUGUCCCCAGCCUGACCCAAUGUGAGCUCCCUGCAAGCCCCGUACAUACUGUGCUAGAAACAGCUCAGUGUGUAUGGGAUUCUAUGGGACUGAGAGGUUGGGCCAGCAAAUAUUAAACAGCUCAUAUGCGGCGUCCUGAUCCUGGCGUUGUAGGAGCAUUUUAAGCUGUUUAUCGGUUAACACUCCUGCAACGGACUUACAUACAGGUGUAUACAAUCGCUGGCCCAUUCACCACAAACCGGAUUGUAUAGGUGUGUACCCAGCUUUACUUAAAACCCACACGGUAUUGCUGAGUCUUGAGGUGAAAACGCUACACAGUACAUCCCUAAUAAUGUCAUGUCAGCUAUUCUAGAUGGUGCUCUACAGGCCAAAUACAGGCCACAUGUUCAUUCCGUCCUUCAUUAAAGUCAUUCCGGUGUGUAUGGGGAAUCCGGGCUGACGGGGAUUGGUUGUGAUGUUGGUGCAAAUCCCCGUCGCUCCAGUGUGUACCCAGCUUAACAGUGCAACACACUUAAGUCCAUCUUGACCAAUGACAUUGGUGCCAACACGCACAGUGAUUAGUUUGCCAUAGCAGGUGUUGUGGGAUUUGCACUGCACAUGCCCUGAAAGUGGGAGCACGCAUACACAUGAUUGCAGACGCCUUAUGCUUAUAACGUCAUAUAACUAGAGAGGCAGGACAGGGAGGGGAGGACUAACAUAGGUAUAGCUUAGUGAGGGUGCAUACACGUAAAUGCGGCUCAUACAAACCUGCAGUUAUACGCAUAUACCCCUAUCAGAAGGCGUAUCUUUUGCAUGUGCUAUAGUGGUAGAAAUACACGCUAGUAAUGGCGGCAUGUUGGAAACUAGUCACCAAUGAAGUGGCAGCACAUAUGUACAUAUGUGUACAGCUCUGUAUAUGUGCAAAAUGCACUGUUGUACUGCCAACGCUGCAUCAGCCUCGUUGUGUCUGAGCCAUUGGGGUUAACAGGAGUCUCCCAACUUACUGUCCAUAACAGAAUAUCACGUGUGAUCUUUACAAGCUGUUCCCACCCAUUAUAAUAGGGACGUGGCAGCAUGUUAGGACCCGACCUGGGCUUAUCUCACCAUGAUUUCAAAUAAAUAAUGAUUUGUAAAUACACAAAA